CACUCUGUCUUUCUCUCAUCUCCUCACCUUCUAUCUUCAGCAUCCUAUGCUCCUCCAAAACCCCAUUUCUGCUACACCCCCUCUGAACAACCCAUCUCUCUCUCUCUCUCUCUCUCUCUCUCUCUCUCUCUAAAACUCGUCCUUUUUUUCCUCUCUCUCUCUCUCUCUCUCUCUCUCUCUCUGUGGCUAGCUUCCCAAGAUGAAAACCCAAAAUGGGUUCAGGCUUUUACUUAUUUUCCUUGUUGGGUUGUCUUCAUUCUUCGCAUGUGGAGUAUCUCAGACCAACCCAUCUGAUGUUGCAGCCAUGGUGGCUCUCAUGAAGACCUUAAACCCACCAAAAGAACUUGGGUGGUCCGACCCAGAUCCCUGCAAGUGGACCCACGUAGCCUGCUCAGACAGCAACCGGGUCACUCGGAUCCAAAUCGGGCACCAAAACCUCCAAGGUACACUCCCUCCAAACCUCUCAAACCUCAUUGCACUACAGCGCUUAGAGCUUCAAUGGAACAACAUUUCAGGUCCAAUACCAAGCUUAAAUGGGUUAACCUCAUUACAAGUUUUAAUGCUUAGUAAUAACCAGUUUAGUUCAAUCCCUAAAGACUUUUUCACUGGUAUGAACUCACUUCAAUCUGUUGAGAUUGAUAACAACCCUUUCAUGGCUUGGGAAAUCCCUAAAACCCUCCUAAAUGCUUCAAGUCUUCAGAAUUUCUCGGCUAAUUCCGCUAAUAUUACCGGCAAAAUACCGGAUUUUCUCGGCCCUGAUGGGUUUCCCGGGUUGAUUAAUUUGCAUUUAGCUUUCAAUUACUUGGAAGGUGAAUUGCCAAAGAGCUUUUCAGGGUCUCUAAUGGAGUCUUUGUGGGUUAAUGGGCAGAUGAGUAAUGGUAAACUUAGUGGAGGGAUUGAUGUUAUACAGAACAUGACAAUGUUGAGGGAGGUUUGGUUGCAUUCCAAUGCGUUUUCGGGUCCAUUGCCCAAUUUUUCGGUGUUCAAGAGCUUGGAGAGCUUGAGUGUUAGAGAUAAUUCGUUUACCGGCCCUGUUCCGGUGUCUUUGAUGAAUCUUGGGUCACUGAAGAUUGUCAACUUGACUAACAACUUGCUUCAAGGACCAAUGCCCAUGUUCAAUGAUUCAGUUGCAGUGGAUAUGGUUAACAAUACAAACAGCUUUUGUUUGCCAAAACCUGGUGAUUGUGAUCCUAGAGUGAAUACUCUGCUUUCCAUUGUGAAAUCCAUGCAUUACCCAAUGAAAUUUGCCGAGAAUUGGAAGGGAAAUGAUCCAUGUGUUGAUUGGUUCGGCAUUACUUGCAACAGUGGAAACAUUACCAUUGUUAAUUUUCAAAAGAUGGGUCUUACGGGUACGAUUUCUCCUGAAUUUGAUUCGCUUAAAUCGCUGCAAAGAUUGGUUCUUGCUGAUAACAAUCUUACGGGUUCGAUUCCUGAGGAGCUUACAACUUUGCCUGCACUUACUGAACUUGAUGUGGCGAAUAACAUGCUUUUUGGGAAAGUACCAGCCUUUAGGAGCAAUGUGAUGAUAAAUACAAAUGGUAAUCUGAAUAUUGGGAAGGAUAAGAGUGAUUCUUCAUCUUCAAGUCCAUCUUCUGGGGGUUCAUCCAAUUCAUCGACAAAUUCUGGUUCUGAAAAUAAUGACAGUGUCAAAAGUGGUAAGAAAUCUAGGAAUUGGAUUGGAGUUCUCUUGUUUUCCAUGAUGGGUGGUCUCUUUGUGAUUUUCUUGAUUGGUGUGGCUGCUUUCUGUCUGUACAAAAGUAAACGAAAAAGGUUUAGCAGAGUACAGAGCCCAAAUGCAAUGGUAAUUCAUCCUCGCCAUUCAGGAUCUGAUAAUGAUAGUGUGAAGAUUACAGUUGCGGGAUCGAGUGUUAGUGUUGGUGCCAGUAGUGAAAGCCAUACUGUUCCUAGCAGCGAGACCGGUGACAUCCAAAUGGUUGAAACGGGAAACAUGGUAAUUUCCAUUCAAGUCCUAAAAAAUGUGACAAACAAUUUCAGUGAAGAGAAUAUAUUGGGACAAGGAGGUUUUGGGACGGUCUACAAAGGGGAAUUGCAUGAUGGAACAAAAAUCGCUGUGAAAAGAAUGGAGUCCGGGGUAAUUACAGCAAAGGGUUUAGCAGAGUUUAAGUCUGAGAUUGCUGUUUUGACUAAGGUUCGACAUCGACAUCUUGUUGCCCUUCUUGGGUACUGUUUGGAUGGGAAUGAGAGGCUUCUUGUAUAUGAAUACAUGCCUCAAGGGACAUUAAGUAGGCAUCUAUUCAACUGGGUAGAUGAAGGAUUGAAACCAUUGGAAUGGACGAGAAGGUUGACGAUUGCGUUGGAUGUGGCAAGGGGUGUGGAAUAUCUUCAUAGUUUGGCUCAUCAAAGCUUUAUACACAGAGAUCUAAAGCCCUCAAACAUUCUUCUUGGGGAUGAUAUGCGGGCCAAGGUUGCAGACUUUGGUCUUGUGCGUCUUGCUCCUGAAGGAAAAGGCUCUAUUGAAACUAGGAUUGCUGGGACUUUUGGGUAUCUAGCACCAGAAUAUGCAGUGACAGGGCGAGUGACCACAAAAGUUGAUGUCUUUAGUUUUGGGGUGAUUUUGAUGGAACUAAUCACAGGAAGAAAAGCGCUCGAUGAGAGCCAACCCGAGGAAAGCAUGCACCUCGUAACGUGGUUCAGAAGAGUGCAUCUUAACAAGGACACGUUCCGCAAGGCCAUUGAUUCCACAAUUGACCUUACUGAAGAAACACUCGCAAGUGUCAGUACCGUUGCUGAACUAGCCGGCCACUGCUGUGCUCGGGAGCCAUAUCAAAGGCCUGACAUGGGUCACGCUGUGAAUGUGCUAUCUUCUCUUGUAGAACUCUGGAAACCAUCUGACCAGAGCUCCGAGGACAUAUAUGGGAUUGAUCUUGAGAUGUCUUUACCACAAGCACUUAAGAAGUGGCAGGCUUUCGAAGGAAGAAGUCACAUGGAUUCAUCUUCUUCUUCAUCGUUCCUCCCGAGCUUAGACAACACUCAGACCAGCAUACCAAAUCGGCCAUAUGGAUUUGCUGAGUCGUUUACAUCAGCAGAUGGGAGGUGAGAAGAAGUUAGGGAUGCUAGUAGUGAUUAUGGUUUAUUUUUGUAUGUUCAUUCUCUAUUUUGCUUCUUUCUUCCUGUAAUCUGUAUGCCUUUUUAGUGUCUAAUUUAUUUGGGCUUUCAGUGAUACAGUUUGGAUGUUUUUCACUUGCUUUGUAAUGCAAUGAGAAAGAGUUUCUCAACAAAAUGGUUGUGCAUAUCUUUCGUCUUUAA
This is a messenger RNA of Camellia sinensis, 3267 nucleotides long. Its product is annotated as receptor protein kinase TMK1. Gene Ontology annotation, molecular function: ATP binding; protein binding; protein kinase activity. The record is from RefSeq and is a predicted model, not a curated record. NCBI's taxonomy places the organism in Eukaryota, Viridiplantae, Streptophyta, Magnoliopsida, Ericales, Theaceae. Gene Ontology annotation, biological process: protein phosphorylation.